UCUUAUUCAUAUCGAUCGCAUAAGAAUAAGAAAGAGAUAUGGGUGUCACUUUGAAGCAAGUGAUUAAGAACCUUGACGCCUUCCCCCGCGCCGAAGAGCAUUUGUUGCAUAAAACUCAAUCUGGGGCUCUCGUUUCCGUGAUUGGUAUAGUUAUAAUGGCCACCUUAUUCCUGCAUGAGCUCGGUUAUUAUCUUUCAACCUACACUGUCCAUCAGAUGUCAGUUGACUUGAAACGUGGAGAAAAUCUUCCCAUUCACAUAAAUAUGACUUUUCCUUCUUUACCCUGUGAUGUUUUGAGUGUAGAUGCCAUUGAUAUGUCAGGCAAGCAUGAGGUUGAUCUUGAUACAAACAUAUGGAAACUUCGCCUGAACAGUUAUGGCCAUAUAAUUGGCACUGAAUAUAUAUCGGAUCUUGUCGAAAAGGAGCAUACUCAUCAUAAGCACGAUCAUGAUAAAGAUCAUCAUGAAGAUUCAGAGCAAAAGAUUCAUUUACAAACCUUAGAUGAAUCCACGGAAAAUACGAUCAAGAAGGUGAAGCAAGCAUUAACAGAUGGAGAAGGAUGUAGGGUUUAUGGCACUUUAGAUGUUCAAAGAGUUGCAGGAAAUUUCCAUAUUUCAGUUCAUGGGCUAAAUAUAUAUGUUGCUCAAAUGAUUUUUGGAGGAGCAAAGAAUGUGAAUGUCAGUCAUAUUAUUCAUGACUUGUCAUUUGGCCCCGAAUAUCCUGGAAUUCACAACCCACUUGAUGAUACAACGAGGAUUUUGCAUGACACAAGUGGAACAUUUAAAUAUUAUAUUAAGGUUGUUCCUACAGAAUAUAGAUACAUCUCAAAAGAAGUUGUACCAACUAAUCAGUUCUCAGUUACAGAAUACUUUUCACCCAUGAAAGACCACGAUAGGACUUGGCCAGCUGUCUACUUUCUGUAUGAUCUAUCACCUAUUACUGUGACAAUCAAAGAAGAGCGACGCAGUUUUCUUCAUUUCAUUACUCGGCUUUGUGCAGUGUUGGGUGGAACCUUUGCUGUAACAGGGAUGCUGGACCGCUGGAUGUACCGUCUUAUGGAAACUAUAACUAAGCCCAAGGCCAAAACAAGUGUAUCACGAUAAGAUAUGUGCUCAUCAUUCCCACUUUCCAGCAACAUCCUUGGAUUUAUGCGAUAUGGCAGAUGGUGGCAUGGUUGAAAUUAAGAAUUGUAAUCAACUUUUUGACAAAUGUCUCUUUGUAGAAUUGUUUGUGCCGUUGACGUUAAGCAGUUCAUAUUAUCUUCUACCAUUCGGAAUGGCUUUUUGCUUGUCCGCUUGACAUUACGCAACAGACUGCAGAGUAUUUUCAUAGCUAUGCCACAUCUUAAAUCCUCCUCAAAUUUUGGUCAAUUUAAUCAGAAAUUCCCUUCAA
Messenger RNA from Arachis ipaensis, 1392 nucleotides. Its product is annotated as Endoplasmic reticulum vesicle transporter protein. Gene Ontology annotation, cellular component: endoplasmic reticulum; COPII-coated ER to Golgi transport vesicle. Lineage: Eukaryota; Viridiplantae; Streptophyta; Magnoliopsida; Fabales; Fabaceae. The record is from RefSeq and is a predicted model, not a curated record.